Messenger RNA from Dioszegia hungarica, 1515 nucleotides. Its product is annotated as armadillo-type protein. Gene Ontology annotation, molecular function: RNA binding. Gene Ontology annotation, cellular component: 90S preribosome; preribosome, small subunit precursor; nucleolus. Bases 1 to 1515 code for a protein of 504 amino acids. The transcript has 5 exons. The record is from RefSeq and is a predicted model, not a curated record. NCBI's taxonomy places the organism in Eukaryota, Fungi, Basidiomycota, Tremellomycetes, Tremellales, Bulleribasidiaceae. Gene Ontology annotation, biological process: endonucleolytic cleavage in ITS1 to separate SSU-rRNA from 5.8S rRNA and LSU-rRNA from tricistronic rRNA transcript (SSU-rRNA, 5.8S rRNA, LSU-rRNA); endonucleolytic cleavage in 5'-ETS of tricistronic rRNA transcript (SSU-rRNA, 5.8S rRNA, LSU-rRNA); endonucleolytic cleavage to generate mature 5'-end of SSU-rRNA from (SSU-rRNA, 5.8S rRNA, LSU-rRNA).
AUGCCCAAAGAACAGGUCAGAAAGCGCGGAAAGAGAAAGACAAAGCAGGCGGACGAAGGAGAGUCUCGCCAUGCUGCACCUAUCGAGCCGGUGGCUGGUCCGUCGGCUAUACAUCCUGCUCGAGCGGCACUGCUCUCUGGGCAACGUUACGUGCCUCCUCUAGCGGCAGCGUCGACGUCGGCGUCGGCUUCGACUUCGGCGGACUUUAUCCCUCUCGGUGAUGGUCAGCCCGCCGCUGAUCCGGAAAAUGGAGAGGCGCAGUGGAAUCGCGGACCAAGGGCGGACCAGGAGUUUCCCUUUGGGAUAGUGGAUCCUGAUUUGAAGGCGUACUUCCGGGGCGUGGAGGAGCAGAUCAAGGAUUGGGAAGGGACAAGCUCUGUUGGCGAGGAACGAGAGGACCGCAAGCAGUUCCUCACGUCCAUCCUGGGCGAGCUGAGAACACACGAGCUCCAGCUCGCCACGGACCCCGAAUGCUCAGUCGUCAUCGAGCGCCUCCUGGCGUCGAUGGGUGACCGCGGUCGGCGCAUCCUCGGCGAUUCGCUAGCGGGCAACUGGGAGACUCUCAUCCGACACCGGUUCGGCAGUCACGUAGUCCAGAGCUGGAUCCGGCUUGGUGCGGAUACAUUGGACCGGGAAGAGGCGCUGCCCAAUAUGGACGGAUACAUCAAGAGCGAGGAGGACCAGGUCCUACCUUCGACCCAAGCGCUCUUUUCGGGCCUGAUUGAAUCCCUUCGUCCCACGCUCGCUACUCUGCUUACACAUCCCCACGCCUCUCCGCCCGUCCGACUACUCUUCCUCGUCCUCUCGCCGGAUAUGGCGCUACCGGAUCUAGCGGGCGGUGAUCCGGGAGGCACGGCUGUCCGCUCCAAGCGCAGUGGGAAGUACAGGAAGAACCAUGCGGUCGAGGGGAAGACGUUCCUCGCUGAUGGAGAUGACGACAUUGUGGGUGUCAAGGGGAAAGAGAAGGCGGGAGGAGUCAAGAGGAAGGUACCCAAGGAGUUGACGGAGCUUGGUAGGGAAGUCAGGGUUGAGCUGGCUGGGAAGAUCAAUGAAGGGGAGUGGAGGCUGGUGGGCGUGGAUGUGGUGGGAAGUCCGGCUGUACAGACCCUCUUGGAGUUGGAAGCAGGAGAUGGCGAAGCAGAAAAGGCAGCUUCACUGCUAGACAACCUGACUGAAGGUUUGGUCUCGGAGAUAUGUGCCCAACUGAUCUCGAUAGUGAACGACCAGACUCUCGUAGCGAAACUCUACAUUCCCUCCCUAUUCACUACCCAACCCGGUACCCACUUGCUCGAAACCAUCCUCAUCACCUCUUCCGCCCGGAUCUUUGCCGCGAUAUGGCAAACAUACUUCGUCGGCAAGAUCGGAAGACUCGCCGGACACCCUACUGCCAACUACGUCGUGGCCCGUGCAAUUGGACGACUGGAACUGGAGGGAUUACAAGGCGUCGUGAGGGAAUGUAAGGCCGUAGCGGGUGGAAAGGGGAUGAUCAGUCAGUCGCCAUACACCGGUCAUUAG